This is a messenger RNA of Cuscuta campestris, 2951 nucleotides long. The record is from the annotation of a GenBank genome assembly. NCBI's taxonomy places the organism in Eukaryota, Viridiplantae, Streptophyta, Magnoliopsida, Solanales, Convolvulaceae.
AGAAGACAUGGAGAAACGAAUGCAAGAGAAGGAAGAGGUCGAAAUAAUGAAACCGACCUUGUGAUCAUUUCGUGUACAACCUGAAAUGAGAGAGUUCCAAGCAGGCCCUAAGGAGUUUUGCGUUUUCAAGGAGAUAUCUUGCUAGCUAGAAGCAGCGGGUUGAUCAUCAUCCAGCCUUUGUAAACGAUGCACUCAACCCUACACAGAAGACCCAACAUUGUCAAGCUGAACAAAAAGAUAAUCGAAUAUGGAAAAAGGGGCCAAAUCGAAGAGGCCAUCAGAGUGUUCAGGGAAAUAACUCACCCCAACACCUUCACCUACAACUCCAUGAUUUCUUCAUAUGCGAAAAAUGGCAGAUUAAAGCACGCCCGUCUUCUGUUUGAUAAUAUGCCGAACAGGAACUUGGUUUCUUGGAACACAUUACUCAAUGGGUACAUUUACAAUGACCGGAUUGAGUGUGCCUGUGAGCUGUUCGAGAGAAUGCCUCAGCGGGACCAUUUCACAUAUGCAUUGAUGAUAACUUGCUAUUCGCGUUAUGGAGCGAUUGAUAAGGCAAUGGACAUUUUUUAUCGACUUCCUGAUACGACCAACGUUGCUUGUUGGAAUGCAAUGAUUACAGGUUUUGUGAAGAACGGGAGGUUGAGUGAAGCGAAGAAAUUGUUCGAUAGGAUGCCUGUUAGGAAUUUAGUUUCAUGGAAUUCAAUGCUUUUGGGUUAUACUCACAAUGGGGAAAUGGAAAUGGGGUUGAAGUUUUUCAAUGAGAUGGGCGAGAAGGAUGUUGUUUCAUGGAACCUACUGGUGGGUGGAUUUGUUGAGGUGGGUGACUUGGAUUCUGCACGGGAGUUCUUUGAAAAGAUUCCUUGUCCAAAUGCUGUUUCAUGGGUCACGAUGUUGAGUGGAUAUGCGCAUUAUGGUUAUAUAUCGGAUGCUCGGAGGGUAUUUGAGAAAAUGACAGGAAAAAAUUUGGUUGCAUGGAAUGCAAUGCUGGCUGCCUAUGUCCAGAAUGGGCAUAUUGAUGAUGCUUGCAUUUUUUUUAAUGAAAUGCCAGAGAGAAAUGCAGUUUCUUAUACUACCAUGAUUAAUGGGUUUGUGCGCAUAGGAAAGCUUGACACAGCAAAUAGAUUGUUAGAUACUAUGCAAUGCAAAAAUGUGUGUGCUCAAACAGCGAUGAUUUCAGGAUAUAUACAACAUAACAUGAUAGAUGAAGGUCGUAAAAUCUUUGAUCAGAUGAGCUCUCGAGACAUUGCUUGUUGGAACACAAUGCUUGCAGGCUACACUCAAUGUGGGAUGAUGGAAAAAGCUUUCCAUCUAUUUCAGAAGAUGGAUCAAAAGAGUGUUGUUAUUUGGAACACCAUGAUUGCUGGGUAUGCUCAAGUGGGAAAGAUAGAAAAGGCUUUAGAGAUGUUAGAGAACAUGAAGGAAAGGAAUGUUGUUUCUUGGAACUCUCUAAUUUCAGGUUGUACACGAAAUGGUUUGUAUGUAGAUGCUCUCAAGUUGUUUGUUUCAAUGGAACACGACGGCAAGAAACCGGAUCAGUCUACAUUUUCUUUGGUAUUAAGUUCAUGCGCUAAUCUUUCUCUUGAAUAUCUUGGGAGGCAAUUUCACCAAGCAAUCAUGAGAAAUGUCGUGUCUUGGAAUUCUUUGAUUGCUGGCUAUGCUUUAAACGGAUGUGGAAAAGAAGCAGUCAAACUUUUCCAGGAUAUGGAAAAUGAUGGAUACAGCUUCUCUUCAUCUUGGUUAAUCGUAUGUUCUCGAUACAGGCUGCAUUCUUCCAUUGCAUUGGAAUAUGAGGACAUCCUUCUGCAUCUUAGCAGUAUAAAAUCAAAGGCCAUGUGGAUUAAACAGGAAUUUGCUCGUUGAAGAGAUUUGAGCUUCAAAUUGUCCAGGAUCUUCCGCCGUAUCACUUGGAUACCAUUGUAGAAGUUUCAGACAGCUGUGCUCAAAUCUAGACAAUCCCACAUCUUUGAAAAUGGUGCUCCAUGACAUUGAGGGACUAUUUAUAUUCUAUAAUGUGGUAACAUACAGACCAUGGAGUUAUUCAAAAUUUGAGCGUCUAAUUUCGAGCUCACUAACACUAGCGGCCUACACAGUGGCCUGUUAUCUUGCAAAGCCACCAUACUAGCUGAUAUAUGACAAGCCAAAAUCUUCGAGCUUCUAUAUUAGAUCAAACAACCAAAUUCUGAGCUGGAGAUAGAAAUAAGCAAUGUUGUUUAAAGCGAGAGGUCAAAUUCCGAAGAAGAAGAUUGUGGUUCAGUUUGUGAGACAAUGGCCGAUGAUAAUUUUGAAGAUGAGAUGCCACAUUAGAAGGAAAUAAUAAAAGCGAAGAAUAAUAAGGUAAAUAGAAAGUUUGUUAAGAAGGAUCUACAACCUAAGGACGGGAGAGUGAACAACUAUUGUAGUGUGAAUGAAACCAUUUGUAGAGUGAAAAGUGUGUUAGCAGAGAAAAAUAUUGAGUUUGAGGUAACAUAAAUCAUUCCUAUUGCGAAGGAGCUUCAGGAUCAUUGUGUGGUGUAAAUGAACAUGUGGUGAUGGCUGCGUCCAACAGAUCAAAGACCAUUGCUCGUACCACACAAAAAGGUGGCACUGGUGUCAACAUUCAAGGCCAUCUAUAGCAAGAAAGUUGUCACUAGGAAGCUCAAAUAAGAAGAAAGGAGUAUCACCUAAAAAAAUGAAACAAAAAAGUGGAGUGAUGAAGCACUAUAUAUGUCUCCAAAUGAAGGGCUCAAUGCCAAGGAGAGGAAGCAUUCCUAGAAAUGAAAAGUAUCGUAAAGAGAUGCUUGCUCAGGUGGGUGUUGGAUCCAAAAACUUUCUUGAAUCGAAAUGCAAUGAUAAAGAGAUGAAGUUGGGGUCAAUCAUGUAGAAGCUACAUUUACAGAAUGUCCCAAAAUGGUGAACCAUGACACUGAAAAUGAUGAAAGAGGAAUUACGUUGAGUAAACUUGUUUGUACAAU